AUGAGAAAACACCAGGCUGCGAAGAGAAAGGACAUCCUUGAACUCGUUUUAGUUGUGCUACCAUGGAUUUUACUCAUCACGCUUUGGCUCCAACGUCCUGGCAACUCGUUGCUUCCAGUUCCGAAGGCUAACAGAACUGGGGUCGGUAAAGCUCACCAAAGAAGCUUUAGACUUCAUGAGCUCUGCAUCAUAAAGAACAAGCACAUCACUGAGAUCACCCGGAUGAAAUACGUCCACAGCCACUCUCUACCCUGUUUUGAUGCAUUGCCAACUCUUCAUGUAAUAACUCCAACCUACAGUAGGCCCGUCCAGAAGGCAGAGUUGAUCCGCCUCACUAACACUCUCCUACACGUCCCCAAACUUCACUGGCUAGUGGUGGAGGACGCGGCACAGAGCACGGCGAUGGUGUCCAGACUGCUGGAGAACACGGGACUGAAUUACACCCAUUUGAAUGUAGAGACGCCGCCGGAUUUCAAAGUGUUGAAGAAGCCCAGAAAUGAAAGUAUUCCACGUGGAACCAUGCAGAGGAACCUGGCUCUCCGCUGGCUCAGGGAGAACAUCAACUCCAGCUCGGGUCAUAAAGGAGUUGUGUAUUUUGCAGAUGAUGAUAAUACUUACAGCUUGGAGCUGUUUGAGGAGAUGCGAUGGACUCGUAAAGUAUCUGUCUGGCCGGUCGCCUUCGUCGGAGGUCUCCGGUACGAGACGCCCAAAAUCAAUUCUCAAGGCAAAGUGUUCGGCUGGAGGACGGUGUUUGACCCUCGUCGGCCUUUUGCCAUCGACAUGGCUGGGUUUGCAGUGAACCUUCAGUUCAUCCUCAGCAAACCUCAAGCCUACUUUAAGCUAAAAAGUGUAAAAGGCGGAUACCAGGAGAGCAGUUUGCUACAGGAUCUGGUCACUCUCAGUGACCUGGAACCCAAAGCCUCUAACUGCACAAAGGUACUGGUUUGGCACACCCGGACAGAAAGACCCCUGCUUGUGAAUGAAGGAAAAAAGGGAUUCACAAAUGCCAGCGUGGAAGUAUGAUGAACUGCUGUCAUGCAUUUUUUUAAUACCGAAGUAUCCUGUCAAAACUGGACUAGCAGCGAGAAAGUAUUAUUCAGCACACUGAAUUUAAACUGUCCCCUUGUCAAAGACAGAUUUGAGUAUUUGACUAAGACACUCUCACUAAAGGGCAACUCUUAAUUAAAAGGGAUUUAAUGGAAAUGUAAAGAGUCAAACUCUUGAAAGCUUCGCAACAACUUAAUUCCCAUGUCUUUUGCACAGAUUUUUGCCCUGUUUGCAGUCUGGAUUAGUCUAACUGCCAAAAGUCAGAGCCUACCAAUUUUAGGCAGUUAGAGUUAACCGAUUUUGCCGAAACUUGCAUGGUGGCCACCAACUCUGAUUUUUUAGCUUGAGACUAUAGAUGCGUCCCAAUUCACGUACUUAUGCACUAUUCUAUGAAGUUUUUAAGUACAAAUAAGUACUUAAUUUCCAAAAAGAAAAAGUGCACUUUAAAUACCCGGAUGAUGCACUAAGUUAACGGAAAAAAACAAAGUGUGGAAUAUUGGACACUUCAUGCACUCAACUGUCACAGAUUUAAUUACGUAGCGGAGGGGGAGGGGGUAUCGGACUCCGUUGUUAAAUGACAAAAUAACCUUUUACAUUUCACGUACUACAUGCAUGAGUACAUAGUGCAUAAGUACAUAGUGUAUAGUGCGUCAUUUGGGAUGCAACUUGUGAUUCAGUCUAGUUGGAAGAUAUCAAACAUGUUCGAUAUUUUGAGCCAAUUUUAGAAUGGAUAUCGUUUUCAUUUGUCACAAAUCUCCUAGCAACAAGGCACAUGUUUCUUUGUGAGUUUGUUGUGUUGGAACCAUAGAUAUAUAAACAUAGCUGCCUCAUUAUAUAUAAACAUAGCUGCCUCAUUAGUAGCUGUUUCUAUUGGCCACUGUAUGUAAGCAGUCCGCCAUAUUGGAUCAGUCAAAACACCGGUCCAUGAACAAUCGAGAGCAAAUUGACUGUUCGUCUGCAACCGUAGUUAGAUGCAUGUAUGAAUAUCUACUUGCAAUAGACUUCAGCAGAUGAUUUUGCUAAACUAACACAAUACAACAAGACAAAGGCAUCAGCUAACACAACAUUAAAAAGUUAUCAUACUAUAAAAACCUGUAAUAUUGAGUUAUUACAUAUAAAAACACAAACCAACACAUUCUCAUAGUAUAAAAACCUGUAAUAUUGAGUUAUUACAUAUAAAAACACAAACCAACACAUUCUCAUAGUAUAAAAACCUGUAAUAUUGAGUUAUUACACAUAAAAACACAAACCAACACAUUCUCACCUGUGAAAUGUUAUUUCAUUUCUUAUGGAAUUUAAAUCUCGGCAGUUUCACAUUCAGAAGCUGAACAAUGUUGUGGAAUCAUUGAUUCUUACUGUGAGUGAUGACAUCCUGACCGUUCCAAGAUGGCAGGCUGAUGUGUCUGGAGUGGUCGAAUGUGGCAUCUGUAUACAUAUAUCUAUAGUUGGAACGACUUGACAAUCUGGUAGUGUGUGAUCCUGCAAGUGUAUGAUGUCCUGUUUUUCUCUGUGAUCAUUUAUAAAUUAUGCAAAAUGUAUGAUGCAUUGUGUUUUUAAAUUUCUUCAGAUUUUAAAGGUCGUGUAAUGAUACAUAACACUGCUGCACAACAACUUCGUUCUCAUGCUCUGGAAAACUUCCCUUCUAACAGAGCUUUACUAUGCUGAUUUGAUGUGGGAGGUCAGGUACAAUUUGGUUAAAAAUAGUAUUUGCAAUGAUGCAAACAUCAUUGCAAUGCAUUAACAAAAAUGUAGCAUCAUUGCAAUUGAUACAAAUUUUCUAUUAAUUGUUUAACAAUCCAACAUUGACAACUUUUUGUUCAUUUAAUUUUUUUUUGUUCAGGCACUUUUCUUGCGACGAGAAUACAUUUAAGUUGGUCAGUGAAAAUUUUCUUUGUACUUUUGUCAGUUAAGUAAAGGUUAAAGAGAAUGAACAAAUCACAGAUUCUGGAUUUUAUUGCAUUUUACAAAAUGUCCCACCUUUUCUUGAAAAGAGGUUGUAGCCUAUAAUAGAUUAAUUUAAAAUGUAGGCUACAAGUAUGUUAAAUCUGCCCUUGUUGUAAAAACCUGAACAGCUUUACAACGAGAGCACUUUUUUUAAUAGGCCAGAACAUUGCGAUUUAUGUUAUGGUUUAUUAGUUAAUAAUUGCCAGAGUUUUACUAGGGGAAAGAGCGUAUUUACAACAGGAUUUAAGUUCAAGUUUACUUCUGCAUUCGUGUCAUUUUGUGCAGAUGCAAGUUAAUAUUACACCUAUUGUUUUCGUCUGAUUAAUCUUAUUUGGGUAGGCUAUAUUAUACAUUUGGGUGAGUUCAUUAACCCUCUAGUAAAAGGCGUUAUUUUAUCAGUUCAUCCAAUUUCAGAAUUUUUCUUAAUCACAAUUUUUUUUUCUAAAGGUAUAUUGCAAAACGGAAUGUGGAACAAAAAUCGUUAUAUCUCAAUUAUCGUGUUUUCAUAAUCGCUGCAAGCCAAAAUCUCAUGAGAAAACGUAUGUAUUUUUACGUAAAUUGUGGUUCUACCACACGUACAUUUACUUACGUUUUCAUACACACAAAAACGUACAACAUUGACGUAUUCAUAGCACUAAGACGUAAAAAUACUUACGUAUUAACAGCAAAAAAAACGUAAAUCAUGUAACGUAAAGUGUGAAUGUAUAUGAAUUCCCAUGUAUUAAUAUUAAAUAUCGUGGCUUUAAUGAUUUAACGAUGUUUUUAGUCGAAUUUAUUGAAAGCAGUUUACUCAUCUACUUAAUAUGAAAUAACAUUUGUUUGUAACUUGUGCUGCUCGUUUCGGAGGAUUACGUAAUGUUAAACAAGACUACAAUUUGAAACCUUAUGAAUAAAAUUUCUGUAAUUCUUUAACCAUUUUGUAAUAUUUAGUUUGUUUGCUGUGCGACACAGAAGGCGUUUUCUCCUAUGCAGCGACUGACAAUACAACCAUAAAAUAUACCAAAGCACAACAUAAAUUCACAAAUCACAUCCAUUUUAUUUGUUCGCUGUACUCCCAAUCUUUAGAAUCCAUAUUUUUGUAAGGAACAGAUCCAAAUUCAGCCCUUUAUCCAUCGAUCUUCAUCUUCGUUCUCAGCAACAGCGACCGUCACAGUCAUAGCUCGCGCUCGUUAUGAUUCAAAUUUGAAAGUAGCGCCACCCUCGAGAAGCGUUACGACAUGGUUUACGGCACUGAUAUCGAACGCUCAUUGGUUAUCACCUGCUUCGUCACAGAUUGCGACAUGCCGUGUUUCAGUGGAUUGACAUUUGAAAUGAGUGCGCGCCUUCGCGGAGAGUAGCCGGAUUUAUAUUUUCAUGGAUUAAUAAGUUAAAUUCUGCUCUGUACCCUACCGCCAGAGAGGACUGGAACUCAUCAUCGCACAACUACUUUUGGUACCACUUUUGACAUUUUCGCAAAAAAUAAAUUAUUGUGAUUACGCUUGUUUGUCUGUCAUUCUUUUAUUUAUAACAGUAGGUAGUUUAAAGAAAUGGUUAUGGGUAGAUUUAAGGGUAGGUGUAGGAUUAGUGGCUCAAAAUAUCGUUUUAAUGUUAUAUUUUCACUAAAAUUGUCAUUUUCCUACACAUUUCUGUUCUUUAUGUUUUAUUCUUUUAACAUUCUGUAUAAAAUGGGUAGGUUUAGGUUCGGGAUGGGGUUUAGGGAUCUUACAUUUAUCUACAAAA
Messenger RNA from Ctenopharyngodon idella (grass carp), 4710 nucleotides. RefSeq names its product galactosylgalactosylxylosylprotein 3-beta-glucuronosyltransferase 1-like. NCBI's taxonomy places the organism in Eukaryota, Metazoa, Chordata, Actinopteri, Cypriniformes, Xenocyprididae. Gene Ontology annotation, cellular component: Golgi membrane. Gene Ontology annotation, molecular function: galactosylgalactosylxylosylprotein 3-beta-glucuronosyltransferase activity. Gene Ontology annotation, biological process: chondroitin sulfate proteoglycan biosynthetic process; carbohydrate metabolic process. The record is from RefSeq and is a predicted model, not a curated record. Bases 1 to 1023 code for a protein of 340 amino acids. The transcript is spliced from 5 exons.